Candida dubliniensis CD36 is the source of this 579-nucleotide messenger RNA. It is a transcript of the gene DFR1, whose product is annotated as dihydrofolate reductase. Gene Ontology annotation, molecular function: dihydrofolate reductase activity; NADP binding. NCBI's taxonomy places the organism in Eukaryota, Fungi, Ascomycota, Pichiomycetes, Serinales, Debaryomycetaceae. Gene Ontology annotation, biological process: glycine biosynthetic process; tetrahydrofolate biosynthetic process; folic acid metabolic process. The coding region runs from base 1 to 579 and encodes 192 amino acids. The transcript has a single exon. The record is from RefSeq and is a predicted model, not a curated record. Gene Ontology annotation, cellular component: mitochondrion.
AUGCUGAAACCAAACGUUGCAAUUAUUGUUGCGGCACUAAAGCCUGCUUUGGGAAUUGGAUACCAAGGUAAAAUGCCUUGGAGACUUCGUAAGGAAAUAAGAUAUUUCAAGGACGUCACUACGAAAACAACGAGGCCAGGUACUCGUAAUGCUGUUAUUAUGGGUAGAAAAACUUGGGAGUCUAUACCACAAAAGUUUAGACCUCUUCCAGAUAGAUUAAAUAUAAUAUUAUCCAGAUCAUAUAAAAAUGAAAUUAUUGAUGACAACAUCGUUCAUGCUAGCUCAAUCGAAUCGUCACUUAAUCUCGUAUCUGAUGUUGAAAGAGUUUUCAUAAUUGGAGGGGCAGAAAUUUACAAUGAAUUGAUAAAUAAUUCUUUAGUGACUCAUCUAUUAAUCACAGAAAUUGAACACCCAGAUCCAGAGUCUAUCGAAAUGGAUACAUUUUUGAAAUUCCCAUUAGAAAGUUGGACCAAGCAACCAAAAUCGGAGUUGCAAAAAUUUGUCGGAGAUACUUUAUUAGAAGACAAUAUCACGGAAGGUGAUUUCACCUAUAAUUAUACGCUAUGGACAAGAAAAUAA